This is a messenger RNA of Plectropomus leopardus (leopard coralgrouper), 1323 nucleotides long. NCBI's taxonomy places the organism in Eukaryota, Metazoa, Chordata, Actinopteri, Perciformes, Serranidae. The record is from RefSeq and is a predicted model, not a curated record.
AUGGAUGGAUCAAAGCAAGAGCCAAAGACUUUUUACUUUCCGGUCUUUGGCCAACCAAGAGCUGCGGACUUCACCUUCAAACUUGACAGCAUAGUGGAGGAUGUCCGGGAGACGAGGAGCAAGAGGAAGGCCAGUACUGAGGAAGGGCCUUCUGAGAAGAAGCUGAGGGGUAAUAUUGAGACCAAAACCAGUUCCCCUUUCAUGACUGUGUAUGAGGAUGCCAGUGUGAGGGGGAACAAGCGGCGGGCUGAUGAGACUGAGGAGGAGCACCCCAACAAAAAGCUCAGAGCUGGCAAUGACACCAGCAUCACUGAGUCCAGUAGUGGGGUGUCCAAGAGUGUCAGAGUAAAGAGGCGCAGAAGAUGGGCCCGCUCUGACACAAACAGGUCCUCAAAAACAUCGUCUAGCCGGAGCCUGAAGAUUUGUACAUCAUGCUCAUCUUCCUCCUCAGAAAAGGAGGAAGGGUAUGACUUGUCCUUCGCAGUCAAAACCAACAAAGCUGAAUUUGAAGGCACAUACUACGAGCUUUCCCAACUUGGCAGAGGAGGUUUUGGAUCUGUGUAUGAAGGCUACAGGAUAAAGGACAUGACACCAGUGGCUAUUAAACACAUUCCGAUGGAGCUGGUCGAAUACAAGGAGGUGCUCCAAGACGGAAAGGUGUUUAAAGUCAUCGAUGAAGUCGCCCUCAUGGUAAAAGCAGCAGGUGGGGCUGAAUCAGCUGGGACAUCUGCAGCUAUCUCCCUGCUGGACUGCUUUGCUCUAGAGGAGGAACUUAUCCUUGUUAUGGAGAGACCAACACCUUCCAUGGAUCUCCGACGGUACUGCAGUGCAAAAGGAGGCUACUUGCAGGAAGACGAGGCUAAGAUUAUCAUGAAGCAGAUGGUGGAUGCAGCACUCGAUAUGCAUGAAAAUGGAGUGUUUCACAGGGACAUCAAGUUGGUAAAUGUCCUUGUUGAAACUGGAUCCGCUGUCCCACGUGUCCGAGUGAUCGAUUUUGGCUGCGGUUGUCUUGUGACAGAUGGAUAUUAUCAUCGCUAUUCUGGUACCUUCACGAAAGCUCCUCCAGAGUGGUUUCUGGAAAAACAAUACCAGGCGGAACCCACAACGGUGUGGCAGCUGGGAGCACUGCUGUAUGACCUGCUCGACCAUCAGGACACUUUCAAAACAUCAGUUUAUCUUCGGAGCGGGAUUGACAUCUGUCCUAAUCUGACGACAAACUGCAAAGACUUCCUGAAGAAGUGUCUUACCGAAGACCCCGACUGGCGAGCCACCUUGCUUCAGCUAAAAUACCAUCCCUGGCUUUGUGACGGGCGACCACGUUAG